AUGGAUCCUCAUUCUCCAAUUGUUUUGGAUCAAGGUACUGGGUUUGUUAAAAUUGGUCGUGCUGGUGAGAACUUCCCAGAUUAUACGUUCCCAUCUAUUGUUGGUAGACCAAUUUUAAGAGCUGAGGAACGUGCAAGUAUAAGCACUCCUUUGAAGGAUAUUAUGAUCGGUGAUGAGGCCAGUGAGGUUCGUUCUUAUUUGCAAAUUUCAUACCCUAUGGAAAAUGGUAUUAUUAAGAAUUGGACUGAUAUGGAAUUGUUAUGGGAUUAUGCAUUCUACGAGCAAAUGAAGUUGCCAAGUACUUCUGGUGGUAAAGUUUUAUUGACUGAACCUCCAAUGAACCCAUUGAAGAAUAGAGAACAGAUGUGUGAAGUAAUGUUUGAAAAAUAUGAUUUUGGAGGAGUUUAUGUUGCUAUUCAGGCUGUUUUGGCUCUAUAUGCUCAAGGUCUAUCUUCUGGUGUCGUUGUGGAUUCUGGUGAUGGUGUUACUCAUAUCGUUCCUGUUUACGAAUCCGUUGUGUUGAACCAUUUGACUAGAAGAUUAGAUGUCGCAGGUAGAGAUGUUACUAGACAUUUGAUCGAUUUAUUGUCUCGUCGUGGUUAUGCAUUUAAUAGAACUGCUGAUUUCGAAACAGUUCGUCAAAUAAAAGAAAAGUUAUGUUAUGUCUCUUAUGAUCUAGAUCUGGAUACAAGAUUAGCAAGAGAAACAACUACUCUAGUAGAGAAAUAUGAAUUACCAGAUGGUAGAAUCAUUAAAGUUGGUCAAGAAAGAUUUGAAGCCCCAGAAUGUUUAUUCCAACCAAACUUAGUAGACGUGGAAAGCGCAGGUGUCGGUGAAUUAUUGUUUAAUACCAUUCAAUCAGCUGAUGUUGAUGUUAGAAGCUCUUUGUACAAGGCAAUUGUUUUAUCAGGUGGUUCAAGUAUGUACCCUGGUUUACCUUCAAGAUUAGAAAAAGAAUUAAAACAACUAUGGUUCACUAGAGUAUUAAAUAAAGAUCCUUCAAGAUUAGAUAAAUUUAAGGUUAGAAUUGAAGAUCCUCCAAGAAGAAAGCAUAUGGUAUUCAUCGGUGGUGCUGUCUUGGCUAAUAUUAUGGCUGAUAAAGAUCAUAUGUGGUUGUCAAAACAAGAAUGGCAAGAAAGUGGACCAGCGGCUAUGUCAAAAUUCGGUCCAAGAUAA
Messenger RNA from Vanderwaltozyma polyspora DSM 70294, 1176 nucleotides. It is a transcript of the gene ARP2, whose product is annotated as actin-related protein 2. Lineage: Eukaryota; Fungi; Ascomycota; Saccharomycetes; Saccharomycetales; Saccharomycetaceae. The record is from RefSeq and is a predicted model, not a curated record. The coding region runs from base 1 to 1176 and encodes 391 amino acids. The transcript has a single exon. Gene Ontology annotation, cellular component: actin cortical patch; Arp2/3 protein complex. Gene Ontology annotation, molecular function: actin filament binding. Gene Ontology annotation, biological process: Arp2/3 complex-mediated actin nucleation.